Phyllostomus hastatus (greater spear-nosed bat) is the source of this 1699-nucleotide messenger RNA. RefSeq names its product adenylosuccinate lyase (gene ADSL). The transcript is spliced from 13 exons. Gene Ontology annotation, molecular function: N6-(1,2-dicarboxyethyl)AMP AMP-lyase (fumarate-forming) activity; (S)-2-(5-amino-1-(5-phospho-D-ribosyl)imidazole-4-carboxamido) succinate lyase (fumarate-forming) activity. Gene Ontology annotation, cellular component: cytosol. Lineage: Eukaryota; Metazoa; Chordata; Mammalia; Chiroptera; Phyllostomidae. The record is from RefSeq and is a predicted model, not a curated record. The coding region runs from base 36 to 1508 and encodes 490 amino acids. Gene Ontology annotation, biological process: 'de novo' AMP biosynthetic process.
UGUCCAGUCUGUUCUGGCGAGGUCGGAAGUUCCGAAUGGCGGCGGGAGGUGACUGUAGCGGGCAGCAGGCGGCGUGCGGGUAUGACAGCUACCGCUCGCCGCUUGCUUCCCGCUACGCCAGCCCGGAGAUGUGCUUCUUGUUUAGCGACAAGUACAAAUUCCGGACCUGGCGGCAGCUCUGGCUGUGGCUGGCGGAGGCAGAACAGACACUCGGUUUGCCCAUCACAGAUGAACAGAUCCAGGAGAUGAAAUCAAACCUGGACAAUAUCGACUUCAAGAUGGCAGCCGAGGAAGAGAAACGAUUACGACACGAUGUGAUGGCUCACGUGCACACAUUCGGCCGUUGCUGUCCAAAAGCCGCUGGCAUUGUGCAUCUCGGGGCCACCUCCUGCUACGUCGGAGACAACACAGAUCUGAUUAUUCUUAGGAAUGCACUGGACCUGCUUUUGCCAAAGCUGGCCAGAGUGAUCUCUCGGCUGGCCGACUUCGCGAAGGAACGAGCUGGUCUUCCCACCUUAGGCUUCACACAUUUCCAGCCUGCUCAGCUGACUACAGUUGGGAAACGUUGCUGUCUUUGGAUUCAAGACCUCUGCAUGGACCUCCAGAGCUUGAAGCGUGUCCGAGAUGACCUGCGCUUCCGCGGGGUGAAAGGUACCACUGGUACUCAGGCCAGCUUCCUGCAGCUCUUCGAGGGAGACGACCAAAAGGUAGAGCAGCUUGACAAGAUGGUGACAGAAAAGGCGGGGUUUAAGAGGGCUUUCAUUAUCACAGGACAGACCUACACACGGAAAGUGGACAUCGAGGUGCUGUCUGUGCUGGCCAGCUUGGGGGCGUCAGUGCACAAGAUCUGCACUGACAUACGGCUGCUGGCAAACCUCAAGGAGAUGGAGGAGCCCUUUGAAAAACAGCAGAUCGGCUCCAGUGCGAUGCCGUACAAGCGGAACCCCAUGCGCUCCGAGCGCUGCUGCAGCCUUGCCCGUCACCUCAUGACCCUCGUCAUGGACCCCCUGCAGACGGCGUCUGUGCAGUGGUUUGAACGCACGCUGGAUGACAGUGCCAAUCGACGUAUUUGUUUGGCUGAAGCAUUUCUCACUGCAGAUACUAUAUUGAAUACGUUGCAGAACGUUUCUGAAGGAUUGGUGGUAUACCCCAAAGUAAUUGAGCGGCGCAUUCGGCAAGAACUGCCUUUCAUGGCCACGGAGAACAUCAUCAUGGCCAUGGUGAAAGCCGGGGGUAACCGCCAGGACUGCCAUGAAAAGAUCAGAGUGCUGUCCCAGCAGGCAGCUGCGGUGGUCAAGCAGGAAGGGGGUGACAAUGACCUCAUAGAGCGCAUCCUUGCCGAUGCCUACUUCAGUCCCAUUCACUCCCAGCUGGACCGCCUGCUGGACCCUUCUUCUUUCACCGGGCGCGCAUCCCAGCAGGUACGGAGAUUCUUAGAAGAGGAGGUGUAUCCCCUGUUAAAACCAUAUGAGCACGUCAUGAAGGUGAAAGCAGAAUUGUGUCUGUAGGGUUGGAAGAGAAGUAAACAAAGUCAUUGUUGGCUGUGUUCACGUUUAUUGCCGGGUCAUGCAAACUCACUCUAGUGUCUUAUUUCACCUCAGAAUUGUUACCUGGAGUUAAUGCAGCACUUUCCUCCUUUCCACACACACUCACAUUUCUCAGGGUUUGUAGUGGAGAAAUAAAUUGUGCUGUAGUUGGA